Aedes aegypti (yellow fever mosquito) is the source of this 3630-nucleotide messenger RNA. Its product is annotated as probable DNA helicase MCM9. The transcript has 3 exons. Gene Ontology annotation, biological process: DNA replication; double-strand break repair via homologous recombination. Gene Ontology annotation, cellular component: MCM complex; nucleus. Lineage: Eukaryota; Metazoa; Arthropoda; Insecta; Diptera; Culicidae. The coding region runs from base 210 to 3545 and encodes 1111 amino acids. The record is from RefSeq and is a predicted model, not a curated record. Gene Ontology annotation, molecular function: single-stranded DNA helicase activity; single-stranded DNA binding; ATP binding.
CUCUUUCGACCAAACAUUCGAUUCCCAGUUACGAAACACGAUAUCAAAACAAACGAGGAAAAAAAAUCAUUCAAACGGAGGACGCGCGCUUUCUCGUUCAUUAGUUUCAUGUCUGAUGCAGUUGCAAUUUAUCCGUGUAAAUUCAUGUUACGCAUAAAUUCAAUUCAGUUAUUCAUAAAGUACGAAUUUGUUCAAUUAUUCUGUACAAUAUGGAGGACUACUUGAAACAGUACUACGAUGAAGAAAUCACAAAUCUGUUAAAUAACCCCGAUGACAUGGUUUACGUUUCGAUUAAUGUCAAUCUAGCCCACCUUCAGCGAAAGCAACCUGCCUUGUACAAUUCAUUACUUCGGAACUAUCGCUCGGAAUGGAUCAAAUGGAACACCUGCCUGCUGAACGCUCAGAAGUCCCUCGUGGAAGGGAACAUGUUCCUCGAGCCCGGCUUCCAAAUCAAGCAAAACUGCCACGUUCGGUUCGUCAACAUGCCCCAAACGGUGGCCGAGGCCGUUCGGAAGGUGGCAUUCCCCAACAACGACAACGUCGGUCAGUUUGUGCAGGUCAAGGGCAGCGUGAUCCGAAUGACCCAGGCAAGGUUUCUGGAGUUCAAGAAGGAGUAUACUUGUAGCAGAUGUAAGAAUGAUUUCACACUGGAAGCGCAGUACGAGAAGAGCUAUGUCUUUGACCCGCCUCGUGCUUGUCCGCUAGCUGGUGAAACUGGUUGCAAGGGAACUCCGCAUCAGAAGAGUGCCCAACCUCAGCCGGAUCACUGCCGGGAUUAUCAGGAAAUACGCAUCCAGGAGAUUAUGAGCGAACGAAACGUCCCGGCCUCGUUGUUGGUAACGCUGGAGAAUGACUUGGUGGACAAUUGCCAGCCCGGGGAUUGCGUGACCGUGGUGGGAAUCAUAGAGCGCCGUUGGAGUCCGCUGGUUCAAGGGAAGCGAACGGAGGUGACCAUAGCUAUGAAUGCCAACAGCGUUUCCAAGGACGAGAACAAGAUGAACCUGGGGAAGGAUCUGCCGGAGCAUUUGGUGUUUGUGCGAGGGGAAUGGCAGAAUACGGUCAAGGAGAUCGGGGAACUGGCUGCGAGGGACAUGCUUGUGCAGUCAUUCUGCCCCGAGAUCCACGGGAUGUAUCCGGUGAAGCUGGCGGUUGCUCUUUCACUCGCAAGCUGUACGGAGAGAUUCCUCGGUAGUGGGGCAAGCGUGCGAGGACACUCCCAUCUACUGUUGGUCGGAGAUCCAGGACUGGCCAAGUCACGGCUGCUGAAGUUCGCUUCGGAAGUUUCGGUACGAUCGGUUUUCACCACCGGAAUGGGAUGUUCCGCUGCAGGGUUGACGGCAGCGGCCGUGAAAGAGGACGGCGAGUGGCAACUGGAGGCCGGGGCGUUGGUCCUUGCAGACGGUGGAGUCUGCUGCAUCGAUGAGUUCAAUCUGAUGCGUGAAUCGGACAAGGCAUCGAUCCACGAGGCGAUGGAACAGCAAACGAUCAGCAUGGCAAAGGCCGGACUGGUCUGCAAGUUAAGUACCAGGUGCGUCGUCCUGGCCGCAACCAAUCCCAAGAAUUUACUAUCCAUGGUCGAGAUGGAGGCCAACAGUAGUGCCAGCCUGGGCAUUGGGGGUCCGCUGCUGAGUCGGUUCGAUUUGGUGCUGAUUUUGACAGACGAUCGGAACGAGCACUGGGAUGAGCGGGUGGCCAAUCACAUCCUGGCGCUCUCGGUUGUGGACGAGACAAGGGACAAGUUUGAGGAAACUACUCCGGACGGGCACUGGGAUUUGGAACGUCUGCAGACGCACUUUCUGGCGAUCAAGGACAUUCACCCGCGGAUUACGGACGACGCCAAUACCAUUUUGGGGGCGUACUACAAACUAUGUCGCUCGGAUCCGUCACGUGACCCGUCGAGAACCACCGUGCGAUUGCUGGACAGUUUGGUCCGCCUCUCGCAGGCCCAUGCUCGUCUGCUGUUCCGAGAUGAGGUCAACCCGGUGGAUGCAAUCACCGUCAUCCGGUUGAUGGAAUCGACUUGGGGCUUUGGAAAGGUUUUACAGCCCACCGAUUUGAUACGCAAAGGACUUCCCAUAGGUCCAACUCCGCAGGAGAUUGCUGAACUUCUUGAACAACUACUUCUGUCUGAUGUAGUGAAAGAUAUUCAGCUGGAACAGGUCAAUAAAGGUCGUGUCGAACGGUAUCAGCAGGAAUUGGCGAAGAAGAAGAAGGAAGCUACGCCCGCAAAUAAAUGGGAAUCUUUGUCGACGCAAAGAAUAAUCGAGUUCGACGAGAGAGUCCUCAGUGCGUUGGAGAACAAUCAAAGUGAGAGCAGUAAGCAAAAGGAAGUUAUUGAAGAGCCUAAUUCUGAAGAGCCGAAGCAAAAACCAAUUGAAGAAAGAGAACUCUAUUCGAAAUACUCAUUUACGCAAAUGCGUAAGAACAACGUGAAGAAGCUACGUAAGGAAAGUUCGGAGAAGACUGUGGACCCCAAGCCACCCGAACCUGCAAAGAAAUCAAAAACGAAAAAACCUUUCCCCGAACCAGAUCCAAAACUAAAAGAAAACAUGAACAAUGAUCAGUUGGAUCGCAUCUUCAGCAGCAUACGCCAAAACUUCAUGUCCGAGCUGAGUGGUGCAACUCAACAAACGAAAACUAACGAAGGCUCUCAAGAAUGCGUUACGCGAAGCAGCCAGAUCGAUACCAAUUUUCCGCCAGCCAGCGGAAGAUCUAGGGUGUCCCGCGAGGAGUCCUUCCGCACCAUGCUGGACGUAAGUGGCUUGCUGGAUGACGAUCCUCCGGAAGAGCGUCAACCGGUCAAUCCCAAAACAACCAAUUCUAGCAUGAGUGUGUUUGAGAAUUUGGAUUCGAGUACAACGCCGGUGCAAUCCAUUGACAAUCCAACGCAUUCUCUACUGACAAAACCGCUGGUGAAUACCUCAGAUGACGAAUCUCGAUUCCGUCUCAAACGGCCUCGAAACGAGAUCAAACCAGCCUCCCACAAUGAGUCGACGUCGUCCACGGUAUCACGUUUCCAGUUCAAGCGACCAGCGCCAAACAGCACGCCUUGCAGUCCUAAACCUAGCAACUCGACGACAUCGUCAGCAGACGAUGAAUCCCGGUAUCGUUUGAAACGACCUGCGCCCAAAACUCAAACCAAUGCGUCCAACAAACCGACCACACCGAACCCGAUGCUGGUCAGCCAGCUCAGUUUCGACAUGUCCUUCGAUACGGAGGCUCUCGCUCUGGAAGAAGCACCGCAACAGCCCAAGCCGAAGCCAUCACUAUCCGAGCAAACCUUGAACAAAAUGCGGGUCUUUGAGUUUAACCGGGGUCCGGAUGACGGUGCUUCAAAUUCCAAAGCUGAUCCGGAAGAGAAGAAGCAGCGUGAUGAUAGCGCAUACGAAUCGCAGCCGGCAUCGUCGUCGUCCGCGUCCACAUCCGGUUCAGGUAGGUACUGGAAGCGAGACUUGAAGUUGCCGGAACUGAGUCACGUGGCCACUCUCGGUGGAUCUGGUGACGUGGAUGCUGAACUGGCGCUGCUCGAGUCGGUUGAUUUCUAGGUAAGGCUUUCUUAAUAUCUUUAUAACCAUCUGUGAUGACUCUUAAUCUUAGACUGUUGAAAAUAAAGCAGUUUACUAAUUGUAA